This is a messenger RNA of Cajanus cajan (pigeon pea), 2202 nucleotides long. Lineage: Eukaryota; Viridiplantae; Streptophyta; Magnoliopsida; Fabales; Fabaceae. The record is from RefSeq and is a predicted model, not a curated record.
AUGCGAGGGAAAACUCCAGCCGAAGAAUUGCAUUUUGACCCUGAAAUUGAAAGAACGGCAAGGAGGAACAACAGUAGAACAAGAAGGCUUAGACAGUUAGAGAGAAUCCAAAAACAACAGCAAGAUCUUCUGAGUUCUUCUACUUCAUCAAAUCAACCACACCUUGAAACAGAAAUGGCUGAAGAAGGAACAGGCACUCAUAAUGGUGGACAUGGACCAGCCAGGCAUCCUAGAAGGACCCUAGGUGAUUAUGCACAACAACAUGGUCCUAGGCAUUUCUCUAGCAUUGCAGCUCCAAAUACUUCUAGAGCCAUGGAGAUGAAGCCUGCCUUCCUUACUUUGGUUAGCUCACAACAAUUUGCUGGCCUUGAUCAUGAGGACCCAUACUCACACCUUUCAAAUUUCUAUGAGUUAUGUGGAACAAUGGGAAUUCCUGAAGGUGAUGAGGAAGCUGUAUAUUUGAGGUUGUUUCCAUUCUCUUUAACAGGAAAAGCUAAAGUUUGGUUACAAUCUCACCCAAAUCAAAGUUUGACAAGCUGGGGUGAUGUGGAAAACAAGUUUGUGAAUAGAUUCUAUCCUUCAUCCAAGUAUAUUAAGGCCAAGUCAGAAAUUACUACUUUCAGGCAAGGUGCAGAUGAACCAUUUUGUGAAGCCUGGGAGAGAUUUAAGUCAUUGCUCAGAAAAUGUCCUAACCAUGGGUUUGAAGAUAUAGCUCAACUCAAUUUCUUUGUUAAUGGAAUCAAGCCUGAGGUGAAGAUGUUAUUAGAUGCAGCAGCUGGUGGCACCAUGAUGACUGUGAGCCCAAAAGAAGCUACUCAAAUUAUAGAAUCUUUGGCAUCUUCUGAUCACCAAGCAGAGCAUGGGAGACAUCAAUCUCAUAAAAGAGGAGUUCUUGAUCUCAGUACUAAUGAUGCAAUCCUUGCUCAGAACAAGCUGCUAUCUCAACAGAUUGAAGCACUGACUAAGCAGAUGGCCAAAAUACCACAGCAGCUUCAUGCCAUUGCUUCCUCCCCAGCUCAAUCAAAUUCUUAUUUAAAGUGUGAUUUUUGUGGGGGAGAUCAUCCCAAUGGUCACUGUUCUGAAACUUCAAAUGAAGAAGAGGUCAACUAUGUGGGUAACCAACCGGAAGGAGGUAAUUUUAAUUCCCAUAAUUAUAAUACUAAUAAUUAUAUGCAGGGGAAUCAAGGUUGGAGAAACAAUAACAACAAGGGAUAUGGAUGGAGGAAUGAAGCUGGGCCAUCCAAUAGGCCCCCACAACAACAACAGCAACAUCAGCUUGCUUAUCCCUCUAUGCAUGAAAGAACCAGUAAAUUGGAGGAGACUCUGAACCAGUUCAUGCAGGUAUCUAUGAACAACCAGAAAAACACUGAAGCUUCCAUCAAGAAUUUGGAGGUGCAGGUGGGUCAGCUAGCUAAACAAUUAGCUGACAUGUCUAAAGGCCCAUUUUCAGCCAACACCAAGACCAACCCCAAGGAGUAUUGCAAAGCCAUAACAACAAGAAGUGGGAAGGUAGUUGGUAGUGAUAUUGGGGUGAGUGGUGACAAUGAGGGUGCUGAUAAUAAGGAAGAAAAUAUUAAACUGAAGGCGGUUGAGGAGGAGAUUGAGAAGAAUGAGGGAGAAAGCAAUAAAAAUGAGGGUGUAGAUAACUUACCUUACCCUCAUGCCCCAUCUAAGAAAGAGAAGAAAAGACAAUUUGCAAGGUUUCUGGACAUCAUCAAGAAGCUCCAGAUAAAUAUUCCAUUCACUGAAGCCAUGGAACAAAUGCCUACUUAUGCUCGGUUCAUGAAGGAUCUCUUGACUAAGAAGAAAAGAAUUCUUAAAGAAGAAACUGUGGAGCUUGAGGCUGGGUGUAGUGCCAUCAUACAAAAAUCUUUGCCUCAAAAAUCCAGAGAUCCGGGUAGUUUUACUCUCCCCGUGUCUAUUGGAAAUCUAUCAGUGGGUAAGGCACUCUUGGACCUUGGAGCUAGUAUUAACUUGAUGCCUUUAUCAAUGCUGAAGAAGAUAGGAGAAGUAGAGGUACGACCCACAAGAAUGACCUUACAGUUGGCAGACAGAUCCAUCAAGAUUCCACAUGGCAUAGUGGAAGAUAUGAUAGUGAAGGUUGAUAAGUUCAUGUUUCUAGUUGAUUUCGUAGUCAUGGAUAUGGAAGAGGAUGUAGAAGUUCCUUUGAUAUUGGGCAGACCCUUUAUGAAGACAGCUUGA